Molecule: messenger RNA, 2028 nt
Organism: Closterium sp. Yama58-4
Lineage: Eukaryota; Viridiplantae; Streptophyta; Zygnematophyceae; Desmidiales; Closteriaceae
Source: the annotation of a GenBank genome assembly
AUGCGUUACACACACAGUGAUUUGAAAUGUUAUCCACAUCUGAUAACCACCACCUCCACUCCACCCCUCGGCCGGCGGUUGGACUGCCUGCCUGCCGGGUAUACAAGAAUCGCCUCCGUUGCUGCUUCGUGUCAUCCUGACGUGCCCGCGGCCACGUCAGAAACAUCGGGAAAAGCAGCAGCUGGACGCGACGAGUUACUCGCUGAAGUACAGAAGCCACGUGAGCCGAAUGAGUUGCGGUUCGAUCCCUCCGACAGCAAUCAACCUGACGGGAAACAACCACUGUCAGGCGUCGAUCAGCCCUCUCCUAACAAUCAACCGUCUGCCGUCGAUCAACCGUCCGCCGGAGACCAGUUAGUUGCCGCAGUAGCCGGUUCUUCUCGCCUUCCAGUCGCAGACCCUUCGCCUGUAAACAGCACAACGGCAUUCCUAUCAGACCUCACUACCUCAAACUCUAACUCAGGCACAGCAGUCCUCGAGGCGCCAAAAGAGUCAUUCUCAGCAGAUUCAGGCGUCACUUCAUCCACACAGGCGUCACCCCGGGAUUCGGUUCUGGCAUUGCGAUCGUCCCAUGAUCCCAGUGUCGGAUCUCCUCCUCCCACCAAUCCUCCUACCGAACCUCCCAUCGAUCAUCAACCUACCAAACCUCCUUCCGAUCCUCCUCCCACCGAACCUGCAACAGAACCUCCUACCAACUCUUCCACCAAACCUCCUCUCAAACCUCCUACACAACCUCUUACGAGUCCUCCUACCAACCUUCCUGCCGAACCUCCUCCAUCCGAACCUGCACCAAGCCUCUGGACCCGCAUCCCAGGCUCCCAGCUAGAUUCCCCCGAGAAGAUCCUAUCCUUUCGAGAGAGAUUCGAUUGCAUAGGCCGCGAGGGCAAAUGGUCCAGCUUCGUCUCACCACGACUGCUGCCAUGGCCGGACGAGAUGAGCAAAUGCGACGAGUACCACCUAGGAAAGCACUCGCGGAACGUGGCGUUGCAAGACGCGGAUCGGAUGGUGGGACAGUUUCAGGAGGUUGCGAGUCAAGUAGAGGAGAUUAUUGGGAGAGGAGACGUGAUUCCUGUGCAACAGGUUAGCCAGCUGAAGAAGCUGAAGCGACGGAAGGAUGUUCUUACGCGUCAGUGGGCCGUAAGGGAUUCUCUAAAGUACUUCUGGAAGGUUUCUGGAAGCGACGCAGAGGGGCAGGAUGGGGUAGCAUCAGGAGCUACCAACGGGAGCAGAUGCGGUGCACCUUGGAAUCCGUUCUCCCCGGAAAAGUUCUGCGAAAUCAUGGAUAAGAAAACCAUGCUUAUAGUGGGUGACUCUUUGAACCUGCUUUUAGCCGACGCCAUCCGAUUCAACGUAAGACUAGGCGCCGAGGACCAGAACUCUCGCGCCCGAUGGGGCGAGCCGACAGGGUAUUGCGAGCGGUAUCGAAACGCGACCAAGAAUAAAGACCCGCGCUGCUGGACCCUUGAUCUCUGCGCUGAUCUCGGCUUCUCCGUGCGAAUUCUCUUCGUCCGUGACUAUUACCUCAACUCCACGGAAGACGUGAACGACUUCCUGCUGGAUAAGACCUUCGACGAGUCGUGGAUGGACGAGAUCGCACCGCAGAACGUAUCGAUAGUUGUGAUGAACCGGGGGGCUCACUACAUUGAAGAUGACCGGUUUGAGCGGCAAUUGCAGUCCACUCUGGUGGCCCUCCGGAAGGCCUACCCUGAGCUGCUCAUUAUCGCCCGAAACACCCCCGCCGGCCACCCGCAGUGCUGGCUGCACCGAAAGCCGCUUUCCAAGAAGCUUCUGGCGCUGCCGCAUGAUGAUUGGCACUGGGACGGGUUUGCGGCGCAGAAUGGGAUUGUGAAGCGGUUGGUGGAGGGCGUGGGGGGGGUGUACAUGGAUGUGAAUGCGUCGACCGUGUGGCGACCCGAUGGGCAUGUGGGGCGCUGGGACUGCCUUCAUUAUUGUCACCCGGGACCCGUGGACACGUGGGUGCAGCUGCUCUUUAAUCUGCUGCUGGGGCUGCUCGUGCCGACUGGCUGA